This is a messenger RNA of Aplysia californica (California sea hare), 1331 nucleotides long. RefSeq lists its product as uncharacterized. The transcript is spliced from 4 exons. Bases 321 to 881 code for a protein of 186 amino acids. The record is from RefSeq and is a predicted model, not a curated record. Lineage: Eukaryota; Metazoa; Mollusca; Gastropoda; Aplysiida; Aplysiidae.
CGGCCGUUAGGGAAGGUUCGACUGUAUAAUUAUUAUACAUGUACGUCGAAAGAAGCCUACAUCUCUGAUGUCUAUCUCUGGCGCAUAAUAUUAAUUUAAUACCUCCCUGCUACAUGUAUAUUGCGACGUGCUGUGUUAGUGUUAGCUUCAUUGUUUAUGUAUCGUAGGAGUGCGAAUGAAGUGAAUAUGUGAACCUCUCUGAAGCCGAAGGGACAGUCUCUCUAACGAUUGUGCUGAACAUUUUGGAGCUGGUGUCUUUCUUUUCGUGGAUUUGGAUUAAGACCACUCUUGAGCUGUUGGUGUGUUUGUUGUGGUUGAGAAUGCCACUGGCCAAGAUGUCAAGCAUGAUGUGGUCUAUGACAGUCUCAACAAUAACGGUUCUUUUGUUCCAAGCAACAGUAGUGAACGCAGCUAGCAGCUUGAAGUGCUUGGCCUGCUCUUACACGUUCACCGGAGAGGACGGGCGCUAUGACAUCAGCUGUGUCAAUGACGUCCACAACUUCAGCAAGGCUCACUCAGUGGAUUGUCACACGGGCCAGUGUUCCAUCACUGCUGUCUACGCUUCGGGCUAUUCCAGAAUGAAUUCCUUGUCCCGGGGCUGUGAUCACGUGGAGUUCAACAACUGCGAUGACCCAAAGUCUAUCAUUGCCCGGUGUCAGUAUGUGUGUACAGAGCCAAACUGCAACGACAUACAUGGCGACUUGUGGCAGGCAAUGAAGCCUGGUGGUCCUGGACCCGGAACUGGAACCGACCCCGGAACCGACCCCGGAACCGACCCCGGAACCAACGGCAACGGUGCUAACAGGCAAACGGUUUCAAUCACGUCCUCCGUUUUGCUGCUGUCUGGCAUACUCGGUGUGUUCUGGGCGGUCUUUAAUUAAGAUGUUGUUCAGGUCCUUGUUUAGUUUAGGAAUUUCAAACAUCUAAGCCGACAUGCGAUAAAUAUCAUGUGUGUACGAGUAUAUAUAUAUAUAAAUAUACAUAAAUAUACAUAAAUAUACGUGUAUAUAUAUACAUGUAUGUAUGUAUGUGUAUGUAUAUAUACGAGGCGCAUACGAAAAGCUUUUUGUUUACCUGACCAUGAAGGAAUAAAAGUAGAAAGCUGAAAUUUGGGGUGAACGCCAACAAUUAUAAUCCUAGAAUGUGUGUGUGUGUGUGUGUGUGUGUGUGUGUGUGUGUGUGUGUGUGUGUGUGUGUGUGUGUGUUAAAUUCUUGCCAUAGAUAGAAAACAUAUUAUGUGAUAUAAAACUUGAAAAGACAAUUGAAGAGCACUGGGGGAAAACGAAAGUAGUCACAAGCUGGAAAUUGUGAGGGUGCCAAUUUUAAAAGCU